This is a messenger RNA of Oppiella nova, 1657 nucleotides long. The record is from the annotation of a GenBank genome assembly. Lineage: Eukaryota; Metazoa; Arthropoda; Arachnida; Sarcoptiformes; Oppiidae.
CAUAACUCGGGGCACUGUCUCAGCCGAGGAUUACAAUCCGUUUGUCGAAACAAUGAGCGUUCAGUGCAAUCAAGUGAUGUUUAAUAUGACCAGUAUUGACUACUUUGCGGACUACCCCGAGUCAAAACAGGCCCAACAAACGGUUUUAUCGAAGUUUGGGCAUCACAUCCACGAUGAAGACCUGUUGAAGUCGUUUAAAGCGAAACGUCUGGAGAGAGCGAGCUCUUCAUUGGUGGGAAAAGUGCGGUCAUUUCCCUUCAUAAUCAAUGUCCUCCUGUUUGGUCCCAAAAAUCUACUCAAAACUAAGAGUCUUUUUAUGGAUGAAAAGAAAUACGAUUUGGUGAACAUUUUAAGACAAUUCUCGAACUCAAAGGCUAUUUAUAACGAGAUUCUCAACAACUAUCACAUUAUAUCCAACACUGGUCUUGAAACCCACGGCCCCGUCACUAUGGGCUCGUCCCUAAAAAAUGCUAUUCUUAAGGCUACCCUUCAGGGGGCUAUGAAGGAUAAUGCAGACCUGGACGCAGACUUCAAUGAAAUGAUCUCUUCGUGUAAUGAUGUGAUCAGCGCUGAAGUGCCCAACAGUUUGAGAGAUAUCGCGAAGUCUAUCAAAGAUAAGCAAACAUUCAAACAAUUGUCAGAUGAGGAGGCGCUACAAGUGUUAUAUAAGGGAACCGAUGAGUCGUCCGUUAAGUUCAAACAAUUUCUUGAAAGACACGGUCACAGAGGGUAUCGGGAAUUGGAUCCCAUGUAUAAACCAUGGAAAGGAAACCCCAUUCCUUGCAUUAAAACAAUUAAAACUAUGCUAUCAGGAAGUGAGAAACAAUUGGAGGCAAAAGUUGGUAAAUCUGUGGACCAAUUGAUUGAAGAACUCAAGACUCCAUUGACACCAAUAAAGAGAUUACUUAUUAAGAAACUACUCCUACCGUACACUCAACGCGGUGUGGGAUACCGAGAACUAUCGAAAUAUUUCGUGAUUUGGUUGAACGACAAACUGAGAGAUGGCUUCUGGUAUUUGGCCGAACAGAUGGUUAGGGAAGGACUCAUACCUUCCGCCGAAUCAUUCUUCUACUUAACCGUCACUGAAGUGGAAGCGCUCUGUAAUGGAGACAGAGAUCCCCUAAUUCUUGCUCGAGUUAGACACCGGAAAAGGCUUUACCCAAAAAUGGAUAAAUACAAGUUUGAUGAGUUCAUCAAAGGACCAGAAAUGAAGCCGAGAAAUUUUGAAGAUCGCAUUAUUCCUCCAAAUCUUGGCACAGGUAUGGUUCAGAUGAAGGGAACUCCAGUAAGUAAUGGAUCCAUAAAAGCAAGAGUUUGUGUCUCCGAAGAUAUCACAGAGGCUGACAGUAUCCAGCCGGGAGAUAUACUGAUCACAUACUCGACGGACAUCGGUUGGAGUCCAUACUUCCCUCUACUGUCGGGUAUUAUCACAGAAAUCGGUGGAACCAUAUCUCACGGGGCGGUCAUUGCCAGAGAGUUUGGUAUCCCGUGUUUGAUAGCAGUGGGGGGCGCCUGUAGUACAUUCAAAACCGGAGAUAUUUGUGUUUUGGAUACUAAGAGCGCGACCAUCACUAAAGUCGAGUAAAUCCUUGUCUCCAAACUAGGAAUAAAUACUUUACGAUAUAACCAGGGACAUUAAUUGUUUACUAGUACCGCU